This is a messenger RNA of Acyrthosiphon pisum (pea aphid), 2236 nucleotides long. Its product is annotated as glycoprotein-N-acetylgalactosamine 3-beta-galactosyltransferase 1. NCBI's taxonomy places the organism in Eukaryota, Metazoa, Arthropoda, Insecta, Hemiptera, Aphididae. The transcript is spliced from 9 exons. The coding region runs from base 792 to 1940 and encodes 382 amino acids. Gene Ontology annotation, molecular function: N-acetylgalactosaminide beta-1,3-galactosyltransferase activity. Gene Ontology annotation, cellular component: membrane. The record is from RefSeq and is a predicted model, not a curated record.
GUACCCUAUAGUAGUUUGUACUAUAAUAAUUGUUGUAACCUUUUGCUGCGCCGUUGGGAAACCGAUCGUUUCUAAUUGCCGAUAACAGUGGGCCGCGGGCGGCGGCGGGAUUAUACGUUAUCGUUUUCAGCAGCAGCGUUGCUGUCACAACGAUAAAAUAUUAAAUAUAAACUUCCCGUGCGUAGGUAUAAACGGUAUAAUACUCGGCCGUAUAUCGUAGAGAGAUAAUGUAUUAUGAUGUUCUAACGAUGAAUAAUAAAAAAUUAUCGUAACCAAUUAUUAAGCGUUGCGAGCUCGGUGACCGGACGGAUGGCUGCCGACGAGUGACGAGUGCCUAUAUAGACGCGUCGUCGUUGAACGCGAUAUGCCGAUAUCGUAAACUAUUGCAGUGCACUUCAACUAUAAUAAUAAGCACGUUUCACACUGCGCGAUAUUCGGUUCGGUUCGGUUCCUCCUCUCGUCGCCCUCUCAUAUCGCCGCCGUUGGUCCGUUCAGUCAUCUUACGUUACAUAAUACAUCUAUGGUUCAGUUGUCGCCCGUCGUCGAGAUCGUCAUGCACGUCGUUUGCGACGACCCGAAAUCGCCGACUCACGCCUCCAAGCCGCCGGUCUUCAACCCUACGCCUGUCACCACACUCUAUCGACGUCCCGAAUUGACGAUGAAGUAGGUUGGUCAGACGGAUGUGAGCGGUCUCACCGCUACGGUUAGCUCGCUGUCUGCGAUUCUACCAUAGAACAUUGUCUACUAUGAAUUAGCCAACAAAUAGAGAAAGUUAUUUUAAAUUAACAGCAAUGAAAAGUGACAUUUUAUAUUUUAGCCGACCUGGCAUUAAAAAAAAUGCCAUUCUAACCUUUUGUAUCGGUGUAAUAUUUGGAAUAUUUUUUGCUUAUACUACAGUAACCAUUACUGAAUGCCAUUUUAAAAAUAUCAAAAUAUUUCCAUCAAAGUUUUCAUAUGAUUCGGUUAGAUACAGUGACCGUCAUUCACAUGGACAUGAUAAUGAAGGUUCAUUCAAUGAUUCACUUAUUAUGAAAGACCAUGGGGAAAAUGAGACAUUACACUUUCAUGAAGAUCUCGUAGCUCAAGAACUUAAAAAACGAAUUAGAGUUCUUUGUUGGAUCAUGACUAGUCCUAGUAAUCACAUUAAAAAAGCAAGACAUGUAAAAGCUACAUGGGGUAAACGUUGCAAUACAUUACUUUUUAUGAGUACUGUUAAAGAUAAAAGUUUACCUUCAAUUGCAUUACCAGUUAAAGAGGGUAGAGAUUCCCUUUGGGGUAAAACUAAAGAAGCAUUUAAGUACAUACAUAAACAUUAUAAUGAUUAUGAUUAUGUAUUGAAAGCUGAUGAUGACACGUAUGUUGUAGUAGAAAACUUGAGGUAUAUGUUAACUUCAUUUAACCCAAAAGAUCCAAUCUUCUUAGGUUGUAGGUUUAAACCCUAUGUUAAACAGGGAUACAUGAGUGGCGGUGCAGGUUAUUUGCUAAGCAAAGAAUCGGUUAAGAGGUUUGUUGAAAAAGCUAUACCUCAUAAACAAUGUCGGCAAGAUAAUGGUGGAGCCGAAGAUGUAGAAAUUGGUAUUUGUCUUCAAUUAGUUGGAGUAAGAGCUGAAGAUUCUCGAGAUAGUUUAGGUCGUGGACGUUUUUUUCCAUUUAUUCCAGAACACCAUCUUAUACCUGGGCAUACAGAUCCAAGUUUUUGGUACUGGAAAUAUAUUUACUAUCCAAUAGUAGAGGGCAUGGAUUGUUGUUCAGAUACCGCAAUUUCAUUCCAUUAUGUGAAUCCUAAUAAUAUGUAUGUUCUCGAAUAUCUAAUUUAUCAUUUACGACCAUUUGGAGUGACUCAGAAUAUUGAUAAAGCUACCGUAAACAAAAUUUACCCUAACAAAGAGAGCAAUGCUACAAAGACUGAUCAGCCAAUAAACAAAACACAACAUGUAUAAACUUGAAUUAAAACAAAGUUCUUAAAAUACUUUACUGUGUGAUUACAGUGUUGACUCUUAUAUUGUAUAUUAUUUAUGAUUAUAUUUAUACACAAACUAGAAUAAUUAGUUCCGUGCCAUUUCCAUGUUCUGUUUAUAUACAGAACAUCUUUACUAGUCAAUAACUUAUUGGCAAAUCCUAGUCAAUUUGCUCAUAAAGUUCUUAUUGAUGGAGCUUGAUUUCUUGAAAUUGUUCUUCUUAUUAUCUUAACAUUCUAAAUAAACAAAAUAAUAAAGUGAUGCACCAUAUUUAUUUA